UCUUUACAACCGAAAACCUUCCCCCCCCCCUUGAUUGAAUGGCACCCACCCGCACAACCAAGGACGUGGCCAGCAGUGCCAAGGACAAGCCCAUUGAGGAUGUGCCUGCCUCUUCGGCAUCGGCAUCGGGCAGCGGCGCCGACGGAGCGAACGACUUGACUGUGCCUGCGCCGCUCGUUUCGGCGACGGCGCACCUGCCCAAGUCGGUGAUUGUGCAUCCGCUGGUGCUGCUGAGCGCCGUCGACCACUUCUACCGCGUGUCCAAGGACUCACGCAAGCGCGUUGUCGGCAUCCUGCUCGGCCAGCGCACCGGCGACACGAUCGACGUCUCGAACAGCUUUGCAGUGCCAUUCGAGGAGGACGAGCGCGAUCCGAGUGUGUGGUUUUGCGAUCACAACUUUAUCGAGUCCAUGCAUCACAUGUACAAGCGCAUUGCUGCCAAGGAACACAUUGUCGGAUGGUAUCACACGGGGCCAAAGCUUCGGACAAACGAUCUGGCCAUCAACGAGCUGCUCCAGCGGUUUGUGCCCCAUCCCCUGCUUGUGAUUAUCGACGUCGAGCCAAAGGAGCUCGGCUUGCCAACGUCGGCGUACAUGACGGUGGAGGAAAUCCACAGCGACGGCUCGCCAACGUCCAAGACCUUUGAGCACAUUGCCAGCGAAAUCCAGGCCGAGGAGGCCGAGGAGGUCGGCGUGGAGCACUUGCUACGCGACGUCAAGAGCUCGACGGCAGGCACGUUGUCCGAGCGCAUCACAAACCAGCUCGCAUCGCUGCGCAGCUUGUUGUCGCACCUCAGCGACAUUCACGGCUAUCUGGACAAGGUGGCCACGGGAGCACUGCCCAUGAACCACCAAAUCACCUACCAAUUGCAAGACAUUUUCAACCUGCUGCCCAACGUCACCGUGGACGAGCUCGUCUCGGCCAUCUCGGUCGAAACCAACGACCAAAUGCUUGUUGUCUACGUCUCGUCGCUCGUUCGCGCCAUUAUCGCCCUGCACAAUCUGAUCAGCAACAAGCUCGCAAAUCGCGACGCUGAAAAGAAGACCGAGCAGUCCAUUGCACGAUCUCUCGAGGACACCAUUUCUAGCGGCGGCAAGACAAAAGACGGCCCAACUGCCAAGGCAUAAAGGCAGCAAAAGUCAAGUGCCAAGAAAAAACAAGGGCGUGCAAAAAAUGACUCACAGAACGGACAAGGAGAAUUGCUCAGUUUGUUUUGUUUUGUUUGUUUGUUUUUGUUCUUGUGUGUCGAGUGUUGUUUCUGUUUUCAAUGUAGUAUGGU
This is a messenger RNA of Capsaspora owczarzaki ATCC 30864, 1279 nucleotides long. Its product is annotated as proteasome 26S non-ATPase subunit 7. NCBI's taxonomy places the organism in Eukaryota, Filasterea, Ministeriida, Capsasporidae. Gene Ontology annotation, molecular function: protein binding; metallopeptidase activity. The transcript is spliced from 3 exons. Gene Ontology annotation, biological process: proteasome-mediated ubiquitin-dependent protein catabolic process. Gene Ontology annotation, cellular component: proteasome complex; proteasome regulatory particle. The coding region runs from base 39 to 1127 and encodes 362 amino acids. The record is from RefSeq and is a predicted model, not a curated record.